GACCGCAGCCACAUGGAGUACGACCCCUUGGUGGACCUUCCUGGCGGCGACAAUUUUCACGAUGUGACUGCAUUAUUCGAGGAUGCUGCUGAAGAAAUGCAACCUGGGGCUCUCGUAUUGACUGAGGGAUUUACUCUUAUGGAUGCUAUGUCGUCAUUCGAGAUAGGCGAACCACGCUUCGAUAGUGGCUUGGCGCUUCUGGACAAAUCUAAGCCAUCGUUCAACCCUCUCGCCCCGCUUACCCCAGAGGAAGUGUGCUGGAUCAUAGAUCGCUCAGUUUCCUGCGAGAUGGAAUGGCACUCCGGUUAUACUCUUUCGCAAACCAUAUACUCAUUCCUUUACGUUCACUCCUUGAAAGAGAUCGACCCUGACCUAGUACCUGGGGGCUUACCGCCACGCUCAGACAGCUUGCGUCCGCCAGAGCUAAUCACAGUCGUUCUAAGGGCAGCUCUGUUGGGCCUUCUCAAGUGUUGUGACCUGUCCUGGAGGGAGCUAAAUAAAGGGAACGUGUACGAUGCCGAGGAUUGGCAAAGCGAGAAAUGUGACGUACCCCUCUCCGAGGCUCUGCCCGUCAAAUAUAUUUGCAAGGUGCUUGAUGAAGCAUGUCAUUGGCUCGAGACCUCGGGCAAAGUUCAGCAACCUUGGAAGGCCAUGCUCAUGAACCGAUUGAUGUUUAGGAAGUCACUUAUCGUGUUGUUCGAGAUACAACUGUCUCAACCUCACUCCAAUUUGCUUCCGACGAUGAUCAAUCUAAGCCUGCAAUUAUUGCAGCCUAUCAUGGCAGUUACUCCGUCAGAACCUACCCUAGACUCCCCAGCUCGUCUUGCGUUUGACCCUCAGUUUCCUCGUGUUAUCGUAUCAUACAUCCCCCUGCAUGUCCUGCAGCUACCCGACCAAGCUCAUACCUGGGCUUUACUGGAGGGGUUGUUGACAUCGCUGAAAAACGUCAAUUAUCUGGCAAAUACAGCUGAUCUGACGACAUGGGAGAUUGCUGGCCAUCUACAGCUGUGGUGCCCACUGCCCCAUAGUCGGCUUCCAUACUCUGCAUUCUGGGACGGCGUCCUCGUACUCAACAAGUUUGCACUCAAUCAUGUUGUGGUCCAGUUCUUUCGCGAAACACUGGACAUUUCUUAUGACACUUUCACGCAAAAUAUCAUAACCAGGUGGCAGGGUCCGGCGCCUCCACCCCUCAUACAGAUUGAACGUACCAUGACGCAGAUACUGAUUGCAAACGUAAAGUCGCUAUGGUAUAAUCCACCACGGCGGCGCCGAUUCUGCGCGAAGUCCCUUUUCGAUUGGCACGAGUUAUUUGCCGUGUUCAUGGACGUAUGUGCGCGCCUUGCGCCCUUGGUGAACCAAAAAAAGCUUGACCAUGUCCGUCGCGCCAGGGUAGCCAUCCUAAUGUAUAGGCUGUCUGUGAUCCGCGAAGUUGUUUUAUCGGGAUUCCAACUGUCACUUUACACAAAUGAGGAGCGCGUGUUUGCGUACUGGUAUGUCGUACAGGUGCUUGAAAUGCACUUGUCCUGCAUAGAUCAACUUAUGCCAGGCAUGUCAAGCGACUCAAAUGCUUACUUUGAGUUGUCAUAUCAGUCGCAAUUCCUCACGGCAUUGCAGUCCCUGUCAAUAGCUAUCUUCGUUAUCACGGUCAAACAAACGACCUUCUCGUGGCGACGCACGAGGCUCAACUUUCUGCGACGCUACAAGUGGGCUUUUGCGCUUGAGUACGAUGACAUUGAUGUGCAACCCUUCGGACAUCCAAGCUUCACCAAGUUUGCUACAGCAUGCGAAUCCAUGCAAAAGGCGAGUAUUUUCAGUAACCAAAAAGAAUUGCCUAUUCAAAUCGAAGAUAGGAUAAACAAAGUCCUAUCUUGUUUGCUCACGUCACCCGAUGGCUGGGCGGGACGAUGGAGUGAAGAACGGAAGAAGUUCGUCCAGAGGCUCCUGGAUGUGUGCAUCGAUUUGCAGAGACAGCUCCCUUCAACCGAGCAGGCCUUGACUACAUGGGAUGCAAAGACUUUAAAAUGGGAUGCGGAUGUUCAUCCUUGGUUUCCGAUUAUCUCUGGAUCUCAUCCAGCGCCACCACGAUAG
Messenger RNA from Suillus bovinus, 2088 nucleotides. Its product is annotated as Mak10 subunit, NatC N-terminal acetyltransferase-domain-containing protein. Gene Ontology annotation, biological process: N-terminal peptidyl-methionine acetylation. The transcript is spliced from 15 exons. Gene Ontology annotation, cellular component: NatC complex. The annotation marks the transcript as partial. Lineage: Eukaryota; Fungi; Basidiomycota; Agaricomycetes; Boletales; Suillaceae. The record is from RefSeq and is a predicted model, not a curated record.